Molecule: messenger RNA, 1248 nt
Organism: Penicillium egyptiacum
Lineage: Eukaryota; Fungi; Ascomycota; Eurotiomycetes; Eurotiales; Aspergillaceae
Source: the annotation of a GenBank genome assembly
AUGUCUUCGCAGGGAAGAGGACGAGGACGAUGGAGAGGACGAGGUGGACGUGCACCACGCGCGCCCCGAAUCAGUUCGCCAGCACCUCCGCUAGGAGAGGUCAUUGUCACAAUCCAUGACGAUGAGAUUGAAAGUCCGGCUUCUGAUCAAGACGAUGCCAUGACUCGAAUCACGAAGAGUCAAUACCUGACAUCCUACAACUGGCUUGGCGGGGGAAAGAGCAGAAUAAUUGUUCCAGGUGAGCCAGCAAAGUGGACGCCUCUGUCCGGUCAUCCUACGCUUCCUCAAGACAGGGGUGGAUAUUACCGCGAUCGAAAUGCCGCGCAAUAUCCCACCCACCCCAUGGAGCCAAUGGUACAAGCGAUACUGACAGACAAACCCGAGUUCCCCGUGACUAGUGUGGACAUCAUUGGGUGCAGCACAACAAUGGUCAACCUGCUGGGCUUUGUACGUGGGCAGGACUAUUCCUUCAGGAUGCUGGUCGAGGUACUCGGCGAGACAGUCUUCUUCAUCAGAAGGGAAAACUCACCCACCGGAAUGUAUCCCAGUGUCCGUGGGUACGGGCAUACUUUCCCGGAAGCAUACACCACGUGGAAUGCAAGUGUGGGCGGAUCCCUGUCCCAUCAUCGGGUGCUGGAGUAUGAGUUUGCUGGCAUGCGGUGCUUGAUGCGUUUUGAAGCUAAUGGCUUUUUGCCCGACCUGGUCCCAGAUACCGAGGAAACCGAAGAACAUCCUGUUACUCCGAUGGAAAGUACCGACCCAGAGGGAGCUUUGCCGACCAUCGAACGAGCAACAAUUUCAGAUGUGCCCUCGGUCACUACAGAAACGGCACCGGAGCAGCUUGACGUUGCAAGACAAGGCCGGCGUAUCCCACAGUGUGCAAUCUUUGACCUAAAGACUCGAGCUCGCGCCAAAAGGAACCUGAAGGUCCUUGAGGAAGGAUUGCCCCGGUUGUGGCUUAGCCAGACUCCCAACUUCAUCCUUGCCCACCAUACAGCUGGUUCAUUCAAGCAUAUUCAGGUCCAGGAUGUGCAGAAUGACAUAAAGCAGUGGGAGGAGACCCAGCAAGCGGCUCUGGGGAAAUUCGCCAGCUUACUUCAAAUGAUCGUGGCAUUCGCACGGAGCAUGGAUAACGGAAAGCUUGAGAUCGAGCAUAAGGAGGGUGAGCAGGUUUUGAAUCUGAGAGAACAAGGUGGAGUUGUCAAUGGCGUUUUGCCCCCGGCUGUCGCAAGCAAGUGGGAUAUGUGA